Molecule: messenger RNA, 1923 nt
Organism: Dermacentor silvarum
Lineage: Eukaryota; Metazoa; Arthropoda; Arachnida; Ixodida; Ixodidae
Exons: 3
Coding region: 1-1785 (594 amino acids)
Source: RefSeq, a predicted model, not a curated record
AUGGGCGGCUCGGGCUCGCGCGCUGCAGCUACGGCCGAUCGGCCCGCCCCGCCGCCGAAGCAGCAGCAGCAGGCCCGCCCCGACGCUCUGGCCCUGACCUCGGCCCACCGCCGGUCGUCGGGUCCGCUGCUGGUGCCUCGCUACGUCAUGUUCAUCCGGCGCGCAUGGAGCAGGCUACGCAAGCCGGCCGCGUCAACCACCGCGGCUCCUUACACGUCGCCCGCGGCCAACCGCGACGCCGGAGCCCAGCCGUCGACCAGUCCUUCAACGGCGACGGAGGACAAUGGCAAGGCUGCGGGAGGAGGUCCUUCGACGAGGGCUACGUCCUUGAUGGGAGCCGUCAUGUCCUCCGCGGCGGAGGAGAGGAUACAGUGGCGCAGGGCCGGCCGGGACCGCAGAAGAAGUUGGGGCUUCCGCAAACUGAAGACCAGGAGCGACUCGGCCGUGUCUAGCCCCGAGGGCGCGGCAAGUCUGAAGACUCCUACAAACUUAACGGCGGACGUCGCCGGUGCCUUAGCAGAAGGCUCGCCUCGAAGUCCGCCGGCCAACAAGCCCGGUCUGUCGCCCGCAGCCACGCUCGACUCCGCCACAGUUCCCAGUACGACGGCGGGAGCAGACGAUUACGCCUGCCUCGCAGAGGACGACAUCAAUUGGUCCACCGGCUACGUCAAGCUCUGCUGCAUGCCCGACGCUCUCAACCAAGACUGUAGCUCCUUCCAGGACCUGCGCAAGGGUCUGGACGAGUAUCCCGCCACCACGGUGCAAAGUCAGGUGGUCGUGGAACGCCUGCAGAGCGUGGAGCAGCGGGUGAACCUCCGCGACGGCAGGUCUGUCUUCAGCGAGACCACGGAACGGAUAUGCUACGGUCGGAAAACGACGCAAGUCGUCUCGGACGGCAACACUUCCGCGGAACCGGCGGGCGAACUCAUGACCUUCGACACGAGCGCUUCCGCGACGACGGCAGUCCUUCAAAGGUCCUGUCGUCGUCAAGCAGAAGCGUUCCAGGAGCGAGUGUCUUGGACGGCAGACGUCUACGCCGGGGAGCAUCGUCGACGAAGAGCGGACAAUUCUUACGUUCCCGAAGCAGCAGCAGCAACAGGUUCAGACGACCUGUGCAACAACGCCCGGGGUCACGCCGGAACCCAUAGAGACCCGUCGCUACGGCAGCACGUCCCCGUCGGCGCCUGUGGCAGGAAACUACUGUCCGGUGGGUCUCCUGAUCCAGCCUCACCAACCGCAGCAGCAACAGCAUCAACAUUGCUGGGGAAACGGCAUCUUCAGCGACGACAACGGCAGGGGCGGUGCGGUGGCUCAACGUCGGGACUCGGUAUUCAACAGCGGCUCGUUCCUGUACGCCCUCCGGCACAGUCCUCCCACGAACUUCCCGCCUCCACACCCGCCCGCAACGUCCGAUCAGCAGCAGCACCACCAACAGUUCUGGUACGGCGACCGCGGCAGUCUCGAGAACUACGCCGCCAGGGGAGACUUCAGCGGGGAAGCCGGUGCCUGGCACAACCAUCACCGCCGCCGCCACCGACACCAAGUUCCCAGAGCAGAACAGUGUUCCGGUUCCGCGGCGAGUUCCGAAGACGACGGCAGCGCCUUCGCGCGGAGGACGUCCUCGCGCCGACGGUCGGGGACGGCGAAGGCGUCCUUCGACGAUGGGGAGGUCUCGGACAUCUUCAUGUUCAGCGACGACGAAGACCUCUGCGCGACCGGCAGCGACCACGAUCGGCCGGCGGUGGCGCCACCAAUGCGGUCCGGCAACAACAACCAUCACUUUGAGGCCAACCACGGAUCUCGAGAAACGGCCGCCGCAGCUGCUGGUCAAAGGAACCUCGAGGACGGUUCCGGGGACAACUCGACGAGGAUGAUAGAGUUGGCGGUACGCACCUGAUGGGGCUGCAUUUCUGAAGGGAGAAA